Paramecium sonneborni is the source of this 1884-nucleotide messenger RNA. The record is from the annotation of a GenBank genome assembly. NCBI's taxonomy places the organism in Eukaryota, Ciliophora, Oligohymenophorea, Peniculida, Parameciidae.
AUGCAUUAAAUUGUUGUUAAAGCACUUAUUAGAGAGUAUCUCAUUAAAUAAGGAUUUACUGACACUUUAAAUACAUUUGAUAAAGAAUACAAAGAUAAAACACCUAUUACUAAAAUGGAUGUAAUUUUGUAACUUGGACUUUCGAAAGUUGUCAAAAGAAAUAAUGAAUCUAUUAAACCUUUAAAGAGUUUAUUAGAAAUAUUGAUUUCACAUCUCCUUAAUAAAAAAGCAUAAUUAGAAGCAUUGACAAUAGCUACAAAAGCUGAAAAAAUAGAAGACAUUCCUUAAGAUAUACCAUAUGAUCCUACUAUAGGAGCAUCUCGUUAAAAUAAAUUAAAAAAGCGUCCUUAAUCAGAAUACAAACCAAAAAAUUUUGAUUUAUCUAAAGAAGAAGAAAUUAUUAUUGAAUAAAAAAAUGAUAAGAAGGAUGAGAAACAUUCACCAAAUAAAGGAGCAUUUGAAGUACCAAGAAAAUUAUCUACUAGAUAAGUUAAAUUAUAUGAUUUUUCAGAAGAUAAACUUGAAAAUUUAUUAAAAUAAGAAAAAAAAGAAAAUCCAUAAUUACCACUUGCUUAACCACCUCGAUUAAUUAAUAUGAAAAAAUAAUCAGAAAAAAAAGAGUCUAAUUAAUAAUUCCUUAAAGAACAAUAAGAUAAUAAUUAAGAUGAGUCAACUAUAGAUUAAAAAGUAGAAUAUUAAAAAUGUAAUAUUAAAUAACAUAAUGUAUAAAUCCAAAAUUCAAAUUUCAAUUAUGAUAAAAAUAUUGGAUUCAAUUAAGGAAAAAGAAAACCUUAAUAAAAAUCUAUCAUUUAACCUAUUAAGAAACUCUUAUUUUAAGGUACAAUGAAUGGAUUACCUAAAAGUUGGUCUCAACCAUUUAUUUUUAAAGAUGAACCUACUUUUUUUGGCUUACAUUAAUUAGAAGGAGGUCCUUGUGGUGUUAUAGCUUCAGUUUAAGCAUAUUAUCUCAAACAUUUUUUAUUUUCUUAAUCUAUCUAUUAAAAACUUUCAAUUAAAUAAAAUUGUUUAAUUGCUGCUUUAUCUGAUAUUUUAUAUAAAUGCAAUAAAGAAAAACUUAUUUUAGUUAUUCCAGCAAGAGAUUCUUCAAUGAGUCAAGCUAUAGCAAUUGAAAGUUGUGAUUAAUUAGAAUAUUAAAUCAAAUCUUUAAAUUAUUUGUAUGAAGUACUAUUAGAACAUUCGUCUCUUUUUUUCGGAUAAAAUGGUAUAACUUUAUUUUUUUAUUCCCUUAUUCUAAGUAAAGGUGUUGAUGAAAUAAUGUAAGAAAUGGAUUCUGCUACUAAUCCUUUAAUAGGUAAUCAUGGUCAUUGUACAUAAGAGGCUGUUAAUCUUAUGUUAACUGGAAAAGCUAUUAGUAAUUGUUUUGAUGGGUACAUUAUUUAAUUUCUAUUUGAUAGAUGUAAAUAAAUAGAUGAUAUGAAAAUUAAAGGUAUUGAAGAAAGAAGUGAAAUUGGAUUCUUAACAAUAUUUGAACAUUUUUAAUAUUUAGAAGUAGGAAAGCAUUUAAAAGAACCUUUACUUCCAAUCUGGGUAAUUUGUAAAGAGUAUCAUUAUUCUGUUAUUUUUGGUUGCAAUAAUGAUGUUAUUUAAGAUAAACCAUAUUUAAGUAAUAUUAAUUUAAAACUAGAAUAAAAUUUAAAAGAAUUUGAUCUUGUUUUUUAUGAUGGAUUGAAUAAUCCUGAUGAUUUAAUUAUUAUUACACUUAGAAGACUUGGUGCAUAAUUAGGUAAAUAGAAAAAGAAGAUUCAAAUUGAAGGAGUUCAAUUUGAUUCAAGUGAGAAAGUUACACCAUUAAUUGAAUAUUUACUAAAAACAAAAUAUGGAGAAUUAGAAUUAGAUUGGAAUGAUAGUAUGCCAAUAUUAUGA